AUGAUUGCAAAACUAAUCUGGAAUAAAAGAAAUGAUUUUGUUUUUGGCAAGGGAUUCAGCCACCCAAACCAACUUAUCAACAGAGCCAAGAGGGACCUUGAUUUGUUCAACCAGAUCCAGAGGCAACCGGAUGGUGUGCAAGGGACCAAGGACCAAGCAGCUGUCAAGUGGAUUAGACUCCCAAAAGACUGGUAUAAGUUGAACUGGGAUGCAGCUUUAAGUGACACUCGGGGCCGACUUGGAGUUGGAGGCAUUCUCAGAAACAGUGAUGGCCAGAUGGUGGGUACUAUACAAGCUCAAAGACAUUUGAGGUUGGAUGCAUUCAGUGGUGAAGCAUAUGCUAUGAUGGUGUGUGUGAAUUUCUGCAGGGAAAUGGAGGUGAACCGUUUCAUCCUAGAGGGUGAUGCUCUACGGGUGGUUAAGCUACUUAGUGGAGCACAAGAGGACUGGAGCUACGGGGGGCUUAUAAUCAAGGAAGCCAAGAUGCUGUUGAACAGGUUCACGGAGUGGCAUGCAGUCCACACCAAGAGGGAGGGCAAUAAAGCAGCCCAUGUGUUAGCAAAAGGAGCUUUAUCUCUUAAUGAGGACGUGUAUGAUUUUGAAGAAGUACCUCUUUGUGUUCAGCACGUUGUAGCUUCUGAUAUGUUGUAA
Messenger RNA from Carya illinoinensis, 651 nucleotides. RefSeq lists its product as uncharacterized. The record is from RefSeq and is a predicted model, not a curated record. Gene Ontology annotation, molecular function: RNA-DNA hybrid ribonuclease activity; nucleic acid binding. The transcript has a single exon. Bases 1 to 651 code for a protein of 216 amino acids. Lineage: Eukaryota; Viridiplantae; Streptophyta; Magnoliopsida; Fagales; Juglandaceae.